Messenger RNA from Bursaphelenchus xylophilus (pine wood nematode), 1039 nucleotides. NCBI's taxonomy places the organism in Eukaryota, Metazoa, Nematoda, Chromadorea, Rhabditida, Aphelenchoididae. The record is from the annotation of a GenBank genome assembly.
AUGAUUCCCAUCCCACCAAAACCGGGAAAAGUAAAUGCAUAUUACGUUUCCAACGAAAUAAGUCAUAAUGUAAGUAAACUAAUGGCUCUCUACAGUUUAAUAUUUACCAUUAGAAUAUAAUUAUUGGCGAAGGAGAAACGGUAUUUGUCGAGGAAUGUAAACCCACCCCAGAGCUCUGUUUGGUCACGGGAACUCAUGGAGUCUGUGAAUUACCUUUGAACCGAGGUAUGUACAUUGAUUUAUGUAGCAACCCCGCAGUUGAUUCUACCGUUUUGCAGGGUAUAUAUAAGAGUGAAGAAAUAAGAUCGCACCGGUCGUUUCGAAGCAAAACGUUAAAAACGCUUUCCUCACUUUUUUUGAAAAAAAUAGAAUGGAAGAAAUGAGGCCGACAUGAGAAGAAAAGCUCGAGAAAGCAAAUUUGGCGUCUUUUUCAAAAUCCCAAAAUCGGUCUUAUUUCUUCACUCUUAUAUGAUAAACGACCGAGAAUACAGGCACAUUUUUAACAAUAUUUUUAGUGAAAUCAACCGACUUCGAGUUAAUAUCAAAUCCUGUCCAUGAAGCCGCAAAACGAGGGAAUGUGCAGCUAUUAGAAUCUUGUCUUCAACAUGGAGUAGGUUAGAAAUCCAUUUAAUUUAACUCUGACAGAUGUCAGUGAACUCCCUAGACAAAUCUGGAUCAACUCCUCUUUAUUGGGCUUCCCUGAAUGGACAUCUUAACGUCGUAGAGAGAUUGCUUCAAUGUGAGAAAGUCGACGUUUCAUCUCAGGUAUUUUUAAGUGCUUGUAAGUGUUAAACUUAUAUUCCAGAACAAAAUGGGAGACACAGCAUUACAUUCAGCAGCCAGGAAAGGAUACCUAAAGACAUGUGAAUCGUUGGUCAAAGCUGGUGCCCCUUUAAAUGUGGCCAACAACGACGGAAAAACCCCCUUAGAUUUAUCGCUAAAUCCAGAAAUCUCAUCGUUCAUAAAAUUAUCUCUUGAAAAGAUCCCUCCAGAAGAUCACAUAAAAGAAUAUCAGAGCUCAGACGAAGAGGAGACAUAA